Phacochoerus africanus (Common warthog) is the source of this 3599-nucleotide messenger RNA. It is a transcript of the gene PTGDR, whose product is annotated as prostaglandin D2 receptor. The record is from RefSeq and is a predicted model, not a curated record. Gene Ontology annotation, molecular function: prostaglandin D receptor activity. NCBI's taxonomy places the organism in Eukaryota, Metazoa, Chordata, Mammalia, Artiodactyla, Suidae. Bases 126 to 1199 code for a protein of 357 amino acids. The transcript is spliced from 3 exons. Gene Ontology annotation, biological process: inflammatory response; positive regulation of cytosolic calcium ion concentration; G protein-coupled receptor signaling pathway. Gene Ontology annotation, cellular component: plasma membrane.
AGCUCUGUUGGCGGCGCAAGUCUCCCGCAUAGCCGCGCACGGAGCUAGGGGCUCCUACACACCUGGCUCCCCGCCCGGCCCUCCCGCAGCCUCCGCCUCGGCCAGACGCGCCGCGCCUCCAGGCCAUGAGGCCGCCGAUCUACCGCUGCCACAACACCACGUCGGUGGAGAAGGGCAACUCUGCUACGAUGGGCGGAGUGCUCUUCAGCGCUGGCCUCUUGGGCAACCUGCUGGCCCUGGGGUUGCUGGCGCGCUCGGGGUUGUGGUCUUGCCCGCCGCGCCCGCCGCCCUCGGUUUUCUACGUGCUGGUGUGCGGCCUGACGAUCACCGACUUGCUGGGCAAGUCUCUUGUGAGCCCCUUCGUGUUGGCCGCCUACGCGCAAAACCGGAGCCUGCGGGGUCUCGUGCCGUCGGGCAGCUCUCUGUGCCAAGGCUUCGCCUUCUUCAUGUCUUUCUUCGGGCUCGCCUCGACUCUGCAGCUGCUGGCCAUGGCCCUGGAGUGCUGGCUCUCCCUAGGGCACCCCUUCUUCUACCGGCGGUACAUCACCCCGCGCCGGGGUGCACUAGUGGCUCCCGUCGUGAGCGCCUUCUGCCUGGCUUUCUGCGCGCUGCCCUUUGCGGGCUUCGGGAAGUUCGUGCAGUACUGCCCCGGCACCUGGUGCUUCAUCCAGAUGGUCCACGAAGAGCGCUCGGUGUCAGUGCUGAGCUACUCAGUGCUCUACGCAAGCCUUAUGCUGCUGCUGGUCCUCGCCAUCGUGCUGUGCAACCUGAGCGCCAUGCGCAACCUCUACGCGAUGCACCAGCGGUUGCGGCGGCUUCCGCGCUCUAGCCCCAGGUACCACGCGGAGACCCGCGCCGGCGAGGAGGAGGAGACCUCGCAGCCUCUGGAGGAGCUGGAUCACCUCCUGCUGCUAGCCCUCAUGACCGUGCUCUUCACGAUGUGCUCCCUGCCUUUAAUUUAUCGUGCUUACUAUGGAGCCUUCAAAGCUGUUCACGAGAAAAGUGAGACCUCUGAACAAGUCAAAGACCUCCAGGCUUUGCGCUUUCUGUCUGCCAUCUCAAUUGUGGACCCUUGGAUUUUCAUCAUUUUCAGAACAUCAGUGUUUCGGAUGUUUUUCCACAAGAUUUUCAUAAGGCCUCUUAUGUACAGAAAUUGGCACAGCAAUUCUUACCGAACUAACAUGGAGUCCAGUCUGUGACCGUGUUUCACUCUCUCUGGUGCCUAGCUCUGGAAUCUUAUUCUCUCUCCUGGAUGAAGCCUGAUGGAUGAAGUAAAAGGCCAGGAUCCUGGAGUUCCAUCCCAGCUGUGGGACCUUUGCCCAAAUGAAGGUGCUGUGCUCCUACAGGGGCCUCCUCACCCAUCUUCUUUGCACUUUGAGCCUCCUUCUCCUCCUCCUCCUCAUUGUUGUUGUUGUUUAAAGAGAUGUGUGCAUUGUAGAAAGUUAUCCCCCCCAAAAGAAGCAAAACUGAAGUAACACACCAUAUCUCUACUGCCAAGAAAUGACCACUAUGAACACCUUAGUGUAUGUUCUUCCAGCUACUUAUGUGUGUGUGUUUUACCAAAAUGAGAUAUACUGUGCUGUUUCAUUAUCUGCUUAUUUAUUUAAGGUUCUCCAACUUUCCAUGUCAGCAUACUUCCAUCUUGUGUAAUACCUCCUUCAUAUUCAAAUCCCACAAUAUGUUACCAAAACGUCCUUUGUUCAUUUGCCCAAAUCACAGCCCGAUCCAGGACUCUGCUUCACAUCUGGUCAUUAUGUCCUUUAAGCCCCUUGAUCUAGCUUGAUCUAGCACAGUCCCUCUUUUUUUUUUUUUUUUUUAAACCUCUUAGUUGAGACCCAGCCAGCUGUCCCACAUUCUGAAUUUGUCUGCUUGCCACCUUCCUGUGCUGUUUAUCUUGUUCUUCAACCACUGAAAUAUAAGUCUGAAAGUUAAAACUAAAGACUUGAUGAUUUCAAGUUAAUUUUUGUUUUAGUCAGAAUAUAUCAUAGGUCACAUACUUCUGGUUAAAUUUUCAUGUCAGAGAUGAUACAUAUUAACUGGUUGCUAAGAUUCACCCCUGGGUUAAGAGUAAUGACAGUUUGAGCCUUUUAUUGAAAAAAAAUUAAUACCCUUGUACUGCUUGAAACAAGAAAGUGAUCUCUAUGGUAUUGCUUUUGGUCUUAUAUGAAUGCCUAGUUCCCAUCAAUCCUAUACCUAAAUGUUUUGAUAGAAACAAACAUCUUGUCAAUAAUUUUAAUAGGGGUGACCAAAGACAGAUUUUCUAAUUCUGUCAUUUUCUACAUACUUGGCUAGCACUCUUCUAUAAAAUAGAACUUUCCCUAAUUGAUCAGGGCUAUUUGCCUACUCUAACAUGUAUUCCUUAAAGGAAAGAUUGUAUAAAUGCUUAAUUCUUUCUCCUUAGUUACCAGUUGUCAAAGUAAGAAGUCAAUUUGAAAACCAUCUCAAAUGGUUACCUAGGAGUUCUCUUUUGGUUCUCCUCUAUCUCUCUCUCUGUCCCUUCCCCCUCCCUCUCUCCCUCCUGCCCUUACUCCCUUCUCCCCUCCCUCUCUCUCUGUCUCUUUUGAAUAUCUUUAUAUAGACACAUGGAUUUUUAUAAUUCAGUUUGAUUCAAAUAUGCUAAAUCAUUUUAUCCCAGUCCUCAAUUUAUUCUUAAUAUUUUUUGCUAAUAUUCUUUUCUGUCAUUUAUUGAGGCAGUACUCUUUAUUUUAUAAAGAGUGUGGUGCAUUUUUGUCUAAUAUAAACAAUUUUCUGCCUUUUAACUAAUUUUCAACUUAACAAUUCACAACUAUAAAAAGUAUUUAACCUCUGGCCUGCCAACUCAGUAGUUUGUUGUCCAUUUUCUUUCCAAUUUUUAAAUUUCCAUUGCUGUUGUUUCUUCCAUUGUCUCUGUCUUCAUGGAGGGAAGGCAGAAUCCAGGGCAUGAUAGGUCUUAUAAGCUACAUUGAAGAAUUUAGACUUUAAUCUGAAGGCAGUGGAGAUACAUGGACCGGUUAUAAACAGGGAAGAAUCAUGAUCGGAUCUUCUUUUUGGAAUGAUCACUCGGGCCGUAACAUGAAUAACCGGACAGAGGUAAACAGGACUGGAGGCUGAAACACCAGUUAGGAAGUAUCCUAACCUGCAGUCAUUCAGGUAACCGGGUCUAAGAAAGUGGGAGAUGAAGAGAAGUAGAUGAACUGAAAAGGUGUUUAGAAAUAAUCUCCAUGAGGAUGUGGUAGUUAUUUACAGGUUGAGGCCUAAGGAGAGAGAAGAGUUAAGGAUGACCCCAGCUUUCUGGCUUGAACAGUUGUAUGGACAGUGAUGCUAGUCACUGGGAUGAAGAACAGUGGAUGAGAAACCAGCUUGAGGGGGAAGUACAGGCACACCUCGGAGAUAUUGCAGGUUCAGUUUGAGACCACUGCAAUAAAGUGAGUCAUGCAAAUUUUUUGGUUUCCCAGUGCAUAUAAAAGUUAUAUCUACUGCAGUCUAUUAUGUAUGAUAUAGUAUUAUGUCUAAAAAAACAGUUUACAGGAGUUCUCAUUGUGGCUCAGCAGGUUAAGAACCCAACAUUGUCUCUGUGAGGAUGUGGGUUCGAUCCAUGGUCUCACUCAGUGGGUUAAGGA